GAGAAGCCUUAGGGCGACUUACAAAAAGGGCCUUUUCAAGCAUGCUAAAAACAAAAACCAUUUCAUAUAAUCAUGUCUUAAGCUCCAUGUCUUCAUCUACCACAUUCCUUUAUAUUGCAUCAUAUCUCAUAUUUGUUUAUUUUUGUUUUCAGAAAUCGUAUGCGUAUGAGCCGGAGGUUCAGCUAUUGAGAUUCAUCGAGUACCUUGAGAGAACACUUUCCGCUGUGCAAUUUCCAUGGGCGAAUAUGUUCAAGGAGUCUCCUUUGCCCAAGCUGAUCGACGUGAUCGAUGUUCCUUUAUCGCAAAUUCCCGACCCUGUCUACAAAACAUCAGUCGAUUGGAUCAACCAUCUUCCUCUUAUGACACUAUGUGGCUUUGUUUUGUGGGCGUUUAAUCAUAUUCUCACUUAUUUGGCAGCAGCACAACUAGGACAUACCAAAGGUGGGGAGAAGGGUGCGCAACAUACGUCUUCCAAGUCUCGGGUAGCAAUAUUUGUUGCAUUAGCAAUGGUAUUGCGUAACAGACCUAAUGCUUUGGCUAUUGUAUUGCCGACUCUGAGGGAGAAGCGUAAGUAUCAAGGACAUGACAAGCUUCCGAUUACAGUUUGGAUGAUGGCUCAGGCCUCCCAAGGUGAUUUAUCUGUAGGCUUGUAUUCAUGGUCGCGUAACUUGUUACCACUAGUCGGUAGCAACCCUCAGUCAAGGGAUCUCAUCCUGCAGUUGGUUGAGAAAAUUUUGUCGAAUCAAAAUGCUCGGACUAUACUUGUAGAUGGAGCUGUUGAAGAGGGACCACGACUGAUUCCACCUCUUUCAUUUGAGAUCUUGCUGCGGCUUACAUUCCCUGCUUCAUCCGCAAGAGUAAAGGCUACAGAGAGGUUUGAGGCAAUUUAUCCUUUGUUGAAGGAAGUGGCUCUUGCCGGUGCAUCAGGAAGCAAGUUAAUGAAACAAGUCACUGAACAGAUAUUCACUUUUUCUUUGAAAUUAGCUGGAGAAGGAAAUCCUGUUUUAGCCAAGGAAGCUACAGCAAUCGCUAUCUGGUCUGUGACCGAAAAUGUAGAUUGCUGCAGGCUCUGGGAAAAUCUCUAUGAGGAGAACGAAGAAGCUAGUGUUGCUGUUCUUAAAAAGCUUGUAGACGAAUGGAAGGAUCAUUCUCUCAAACUAUCAUCAUCACCAAGUGAUACUCUCACUCUCAGUGGAACUAUGGAGAGCUUAAGGCUAAAGAACGAAAAAGCCAUCACUGAAGGAGGAGCCAAUGGUUCUCUUUACAAAGAAGCUGGCAAGUCUUGCAGAGUGAUCUCGGGGAGACUCUCCCGUGGAAGUGGCUGCCUCAAAGGUACAUCCAUUACUGUUGUGGUUCUAGCUGCUGCAGUUGUACUAUCUUCCAACCUGGAGGCUACAUCCGUGCUGAAGAAGCUGGUGGACUCGGUGGAUCUGCACCUAUACUUCAAUGCAAUCAUCACAGCUUUGAAGAACUAAGAGAGAAAUAUCAUUGUCCUUGCUUUUCUUUUGCUAUGAAUUAGUGCAUAUAUAUAUAUAUGUUAGAUAUGUCAUCAAUCUUGUUGGUUGGUGGGUAUUAUUCACUCAAAUAGAUAUUUAAUGGUUUUACAAAAACUUUUUUCUUGCAUCGUAGAAGUUUGUGUGUGAGCCAAAGAAUUUUUUUAAGCCAAUGCUUCCUCUUAGCGAAGGAACUGGGUUCACCCCUUAAUUCACAUCUUCUAAAUCAUCUCUUCUCUUACUACUAAUAAAAGGUGCUAAUUGAGGCU
Arabidopsis lyrata subsp. lyrata is the source of this 1762-nucleotide messenger RNA. RefSeq names its product transmembrane protein 214. The coding region runs from base 42 to 1475 and encodes 477 amino acids. The record is from RefSeq and is a predicted model, not a curated record. NCBI's taxonomy places the organism in Eukaryota, Viridiplantae, Streptophyta, Magnoliopsida, Brassicales, Brassicaceae. The transcript has 8 exons. Gene Ontology annotation, cellular component: endoplasmic reticulum; Golgi apparatus.